Molecule: messenger RNA, 1642 nt
Organism: Ceraceosorus guamensis
Lineage: Eukaryota; Fungi; Basidiomycota; Exobasidiomycetes; Ceraceosorales; Ceraceosoraceae
Exons: 4
Coding region: 481-1434 (317 amino acids)
Cellular component (GO): plasma membrane
Source: RefSeq, a predicted model, not a curated record
CUUCCUGAUGCGUUUGGGCCGUCGAUCGCUUCAGCACCGCUUCCAGCCGCCAGCUUGCCGCGUUGGAUGCGCAGGGCAGAGACUCUUUUGCCGUUCGCAGCAGGGUCUGCCCACGCAAAGAGCCGAGAUGUGCACCGCUCCGCUUGUUGCGUCGCUGCACUCGCUGAUAGAACGGUACCAAAGCGGUGUCGACGACUGCAGACGAGCAGAAUGAAUGCGGCGCUGCAAAUUAUGACGAGUGGCUGCCGUUGGGCAGCUCCGAGCAGUCUCCACAUUCACGAUUGAUGCCUUCCGAGCGAGGAAGAAUGGUGCUGUAAAACAAGACAGUGGGCAAUCAUCUACUUCCCACAUCGAUCGACUUGCGACUUUACCACCAACGUCGAUGCCCCUUCACUCUAGCGAGGUCCGUUCAACUACGUAGGCUCCAGAUUCAUACCCAAGACCUCAAGUGACACCCCUUGGACACUGCCGCAGCUCACAAUGCUGCCCAUUCACGGAUACUAUUGGCUCGCGCCGCUGAUCACAUUCGCCUUUUGGUGCACGGACAUCUUUGGUCUCUUGGGUCUGUGGGGUGGUAGGGACAACUUCGAGGGAUACAGCAAUGAUCAAGCUACUGUAGUCUUCAUCUCCGAUGUGGGAGCAAGGCACAAGACGUUCUUCAUCAUCUUUUCGUCCUUAUCAGCUGCCUUCUACAUCCUCACUACGUUGAUCGAGCGUCAUCUUCGUCACCAAAGGCGUAUUCCUGGAUCUUUGAGGAAGCGCCAAACCCGCUACGACAUCGUAAGCGUUGUCUUUGCCGUCAUUGGUGCUGCUGCAUUGGUCUUGCUUAGUGUCUUCGAUGCGGUCAACUACUCAAACGUGCACUGGUCAAUGACUGUGGUGUUCGUAGCGGGUGUCGCAAUCAGCGUGCUCUUCCAGACACUUCAGAUCUUCAGCCUUUCCAAGUCGCACGAUGACGAACUUUGGCAUUUGCGUGCCAUGGCAAUUGUCAAGUCCAUCCUGCUUGCCGUUGCCCUCGUCGUUCUCAUCGUCUUCGUAGUGACCUACGGUAUUUGCUCUGGAGACGCUCGAGAAGGGGACACGCGCUGCAAUCGGAUCGUCAGCGUGGCAGGAGUAGCAGAAUGGACGUGCGCAUUCAUUCUCGCCCUCUUCUUCUUGACUUACACUGCCGAUUUUUACCCAGCGAGAAAGACCGCUCAGAAGGGUCUCACGGAAGAUGGAGAGUACGUCGCUGACAGAAACAGAGCCAUCUUUGCGGGAGAGGGACACAAGCCCGAAGCUCCGUAUGCGGCUGCUCGCGAUCUCGGACCCAAUGCUACGAACGAGCAGUACAACGACAUUACUGGCAAUUCUCACCUUAAUGGACACACUAGCGAUGCCACCUUGGCUGCACAGAGGGAGAAGGAAGCUGAGAAGGCUGCUCAACAGGCGUAAUCAGAUCACGCUUGUGGGCUCAUCGCGUCUCAGAGGAUCUCCAAGGUCCAACUCAUCGCACACUUCAUCAUGUAGGGUGACACAACCCGGGAUUCCCGUUUGUAUAUACUCUUAAGCUUGCGCAUUCAAGACACGGAAAAGCAGCCACUGUUGUACACACAAUGCGAUGCAGACAAAUAUUGGGUCGAGGACCAAUGUACUGCCAAGC